GGUUUAACGCGCUUAUCUAGCCCGUUCUAAUCCCUCUAUUAUUUAAAGCCCUCCGACCUAGACAGGUUUAUCAUCUCUCUCGCGGCCGCAGAUCGAAAACUCGACAACAUGAGCUACUACAACCAGCAGCAGCCCCCUGUAGGCGUCCCUCCUCCGCAGGGUUACCCGCCUGAAGGAUACCCGAAAGACGCCUAUCAGCCGUCGGGUUACCCGCCGCAGGGAUACUCUCCUGCCGUUUACCCGCAACAGGGGUACCCGCCACAAGGAUACCCUCAGCCCUACGCUCAGCCUCCGCUCCAGCAGCAGCAGAGCAGUGGCCCUUCCUUCAUGGAGGGAUGAUCCGCCUCUAAGUCGGCCGCACCGCCUCCUCCGACUCUUCCGGGCGCCGAUCUUGACCAGAUCCCUGUGGUCCCACGUCGACAAAGUAGUGAUGGUGCCGAUGGGGAAUGCGCGCUAUCGUGCGCCGGGUCGGUGCGGUUAUGAUUGUCAGUGCCGUGCCGAUCAUUGCUUAGUUUUUAUUUACCGUCAAUAGCUGUCGGGUUUGGGCAACUUUAAUGAAAUGGGCUGUGCCAAUUGUCCAUGAGAAUCUUGCUCUUCUGUCCGAUUUUUCAAAAAACUAAUAUUUAAUCUUCGAAUUUGGCUGGAUCUCGGAAUUUAUUUUUUUGAACUAUUUUUAUUAAGCUGAAACAUUUUUAAUCACUUUAAAUUGGUUGUUUGGUUGGUGCAGUUUGGCCGCGCUUUGUUGCUGUUGUCUUUUGGAUGCUUGCUUUUGAUUUGGCAGUCUGAGGUCGUCUCACAAUUCCAGUUCGAAUGAUUGCGUGUCUCCUUGAUUAGAUAGAGCUCGUCAACAAACUCAGCUUAUCUUCUUGUUCAAAUAAUUAUGAUAAUUGUAAGACUGAGUUGUUAGGAUCCAACUUCGUUCGUGUUUCUGUUCGUUCUCGUAUUUGUAUAUUUUCUAUUCCAGUUGUUUAAGAGAAUUUUCAGUUGGAUAUGGAACUCAACAUUGGGAAUCUUAUAGGAGCAGAAAUAAACCCCUUCCUCGAAA
Messenger RNA from Zingiber officinale, 1045 nucleotides. Its product is annotated as cysteine-rich and transmembrane domain-containing protein WIH2-like. NCBI's taxonomy places the organism in Eukaryota, Viridiplantae, Streptophyta, Magnoliopsida, Zingiberales, Zingiberaceae. The coding region runs from base 109 to 339 and encodes 76 amino acids. The record is from RefSeq and is a predicted model, not a curated record. Gene Ontology annotation, cellular component: plasma membrane. The transcript has 3 exons.